This is a messenger RNA of Sphaeroforma arctica JP610, 597 nucleotides long. RefSeq lists its product as hypothetical. The transcript has a single exon. NCBI's taxonomy places the organism in Eukaryota, Ichthyosporea, Ichthyophonida. Bases 1 to 597 code for a protein of 198 amino acids. The record is from RefSeq and is a predicted model, not a curated record.
AUGUCAGUUAUCGACAUUCGGUCGGCCUUUCGCCUUUUCAAGAUACGUGGAACAAACAUACCACUGGUGGGAUUCGUCUCUAAGGGUCAAGCCUAUUUUGAGCGCGCACUCCCUUCUGGGCUUCGCAGUAAUCCCGAAUUAUUUGAACGUUUGGGCGUUACACUAGAUUUUAUAUUCCCAGCUACCAAACUCGAUACUAACCGAUUCGUUGAUGAUUUCAUAGCCACCUACCUCCCUGCUAUAGGUGCCUGCGACGCAGCCAAGCUUCAAGCCCUUUUUGCACUCGUAAAAGUUCCAGUAGCGUUCGAGAAAUCAGCAAUCGACGUCACGCGUCUGAAAUACAUUGGCGUAUUACUGGAUAUGAUUGCCCGCACUGUGGGUCUCUCAGACCUUAAAAGGAAGGCUUACUCCGAGCUGUUACACAACUGGCUUACAAAGCGCGCCGCUACUGCUCGCAAGGUUGUCCCACUCGGAGGGCGACUUAUAUGGCUAUGUGCAAUUUUCCCUCAGGCUUGCCCAUACACGCCACGCAUCCUCUGGCGUUUGCGAAACAACCCGCAGCCGCAUAAAUACGUUCGCAUCGCAGCUGCUGUUUGA